This is a messenger RNA of Neohortaea acidophila, 1068 nucleotides long. RefSeq lists its product as uncharacterized. The record is from RefSeq and is a predicted model, not a curated record. The transcript has a single exon. Bases 1 to 1068 code for a protein of 355 amino acids. NCBI's taxonomy places the organism in Eukaryota, Fungi, Ascomycota, Dothideomycetes, Mycosphaerellales, Teratosphaeriaceae.
AUGUCCGUCAACAGAUUCCCCGUUACAGGGGGCGCAGAAGCAUCAACAGCGCUAGCCAAUGCAUUGAAGAUUCUCAAGCCCCAUCUCCCAGCCAGCAUUCCGUUGUAUCGCCGCUUGCAAUUCGGCCGCUUCUUCGACGCCUCGUGUCUCCUCACUAACCUCGAUCUCACCUCUGCAAGCUCGGAGAAGCACGACGGCGCGGAGGCACCAUGGCUCAUGGCAUUUGUGGAUCGAUCCUGUCGUCCGGAAUCGGAAGUCUGGCUCGCUGCGAGCUGGGAAUACGAAGAGCGCGACGAUUCCAACGGGGAACGUAGAAAUGGAGCGAUGACAUUGAUGCGCGAACUGGUCCAGGAAAUGAAGAAUCUACCCGUCCCGAUCUCAAUACACCAGGAUGUACUCGACGCGGCAGCAGCGGCGGCGGCAAAGGCCCGCGCCGCCAACCACAACUCCACCACUUCACAGCAAGACGACCUGGACAGCGUAGGCCUCUCGCGCAAUCACUACGGCGGUCACGCGCAGGACAGCAACAUCAUGCUCUGGGGCGCGGUGCACGAGCGCAGCCUGCCCCUCCUCAAGCAGCUGGGCGUGCUAAGUUCCAAGUUCCAGACCGAUCACCCGAACUUCACCUUCGUCUGGGACGUCGAUGCUCUGAGGGAUCGUACGCUGCCCGAGGGACUACGCUGGGGGAAAUUGAGGAGAGAGGACUUCGCGCUGGUGCGCUCGCGCACGCAGAUUCCGCGGCAGGACCGCACGAUGGCUGUGCUGCCCAAUCUCGCCAUCUUCCCCCGCGACUCUGACCAGCCGAUAUCAUGGGCGUUCGUGGGGUUGGAUGGGAGUUUGACCACGUUGCAUGUUGAGCCGGCGUACAGGGGCAAAGGGCUGGCCAAGACGAUUACGACGAAGCUGUUCAAGGAGAAGAUGGAGAGGUUUCAGGAAGAUGGGUUGCCGCGGUGGGCGCAUGGAUACGUGAUUGUGGGCAAUCAAGAGAGUGAAGGCAUGUGUAGAAGCUUGGGGGGCAAGAGUGGCUGGGAGGUGUACUGGUUGAGGGUUGAUCUGGGGCUGGUAUGA